Morus notabilis is the source of this 753-nucleotide messenger RNA. RefSeq lists its product as uncharacterized. NCBI's taxonomy places the organism in Eukaryota, Viridiplantae, Streptophyta, Magnoliopsida, Rosales, Moraceae. The record is from RefSeq and is a predicted model, not a curated record. The coding region runs from base 55 to 723 and encodes 222 amino acids. The transcript has a single exon.
UUACAAAAACCAAACUAUCAAAGCUAAACGACAACAAUCAAAAAUCAAAUCGCCAUGGAAGUAUCAUCUUCUUCUCCACCGCCAUCAAAAAAAGGACCACCAACACCAACCAAACCCUCCCUCUCCUCCGCCGCCGCCGCCGCCGGCCGAUCUCCCAACCGCCGCCGCCGCCUCUGCGUCUGCAUCUCCGCAACAGUUGCCGCCGUACUCGCGAUCGUUUUUAUCGCAGUAAUCCUCUCCCAGACGGUGUUCAAGCCGAAGCGUCCCAUAACGACGGUGAACGACGUGUCGUUGAAGGAUCUGUCUCUCAAUGUCGCCCGCCUCGGCAUCGACCUGAACGUUACCGUCGGCGUGGAUCUGUCGGUGAAGAAUCCGAACAAGGUCGACUUCAGGUACGGCAACACCACCUCCGUGCUCAGCUACCGCGGCGAGCAGGUCGGCGAGGCCGCCAUUCCGGGCGGCGAGAUCUCCGCCGGCGAGACCGUGCCGAUGAACGUGACGCUUACGGUCAUGGCCGAUAGGUUGCUGUCGAGGUCGCAGGUUUAUUCCGACUUCUUGGCCGGCGAUGUGCCGUUCAACUCGUAUACGAGGAUCGCCGGCAGAGUCACCAUUCUCGGGAUCUUCAAGAUCCACGUCGUCUCCGUCACGUCUUGUGAAUUCGCCGUCGACGUUUCGAAUCGAACCGUUUCGGAUCAACGGUGCACUUACAAGACUAAGCUAUGAUUUAUUUAUUUCUUUUUUCUCGUAUUUGGG